GCAAAGCAUGGAGCUCAUAGCCCUCCCGCGCCUCCACACCAUGGCGCUCAGCGGUGUUGCAGCCGUGGUUCCUGGUGAACGCGCCGGGCCCGCGGGGCCUGCGGGGUUGGCUGUGCGCGUGGGACGACGUGAGGAUCAUCGAGGCUACUGGUCCCCGAGCUUUGGAGCCAUAGACGUGAGGAGCGAGAUCCCAGUGGCCCAUUGGUCUCCUUGCUUGACUGUGGCCCUGCUCUACCAGCUUCGCCUGCAUGAACAACGCCGGCCACGCCGGCCAAGCUGCAGGGUGCAGGCCAGGGCCAGGGACGAGGAGCUGCCUCAAGGAGUGAUUGAAGAAGCAGAUGAAGAGCUUGAAGCUUUGAAACGGAGGCUGGAGCUAAAGCCUGGGCCCAAGCGGCUGCCGACCACGAAAGGCGUCCCCUUCGCGGGCUACAAGGGAGGCCCCUCGCCAGAGGAGCUUGAGGCCAUGGUGGAGGAGGAGGUGCCGGAGCCCAGGUUGGCAUCUGGGCGAUACGACCCUCAUCGAGAUGACCCGCUGACGAAGGGAAUCGCGGCGAUGGCGAAGACUGGGAAGAAGGUGGAGCAUAUGGUGUGCUGCCGUGGUUGCGGCAUUCCACUGCAGACGCAUGAUCCAGACAAUGUGGGUUAUGUACGCUUUGCGAGAUACCUGGAGAAGUGGUCGCAGCGGCUGCACCGUAAGCUGCUUUGUUCGCGGUGCUUGCAGUUGGAGCAAGGAAACUUGGUCCCUGUGGUCAAGGAGACCAUGGCAGAAGGUGAAGUGGGCUUUGGCGGUCAGGUGGUCCCGGCAGAGGUCUUGGCCCAGCAGCUGGCCACGAUCCGCCGCAGGCAAUGCCUGGUGGUGUAUGUGGUGGAUGUACUGGACUUCAAUGGGUCCUUCAUUCGCAGGAUUCGAGAAGUGGUCGGCCGCAAUCCCGUGAUCAUUGUUGGAACCAAGAUUGACUUGCUUCCACCGAAGACGAAUAUGGAACUGGUCAAUCGCUGGCUGCUGCACCUGUUGCGCAAGAAGAAGUUGCGUGUCCUUGAGGUGCAAUUGGUCAGCAACGAGACCGGGAAGGGCAUCAACUAUGCCGUGAAUGCUAUUAUCCAGCACAGAUCUGGCAUGGAUGUUUUCGUGGUGGGCGCGGCCAAUGCCGGGAAGUCCGCCUUCAUCCGGCGACUUUUGGACCGGUUGGAGGUGAAGUUCCCUCAGGGACAGGUGGAGAAGUGCGAGCGGCCCUUGGUCUCAAAGACACCCGGGACGACCUUGGGCCUCAUCCAGCUGAGGGCCUUUCGCCGCUCCGCCAACAGUCCAGUCUUCGCCUCGCUCUUUGACACUCCAGGUGUUCACCAGCCCAACAGCAUGCAAAACCUGCUGGACAUCAAGGACUACAACUAUGUGCAGCCCACCAGGCACUUCGCGGUGCAUACGGUGACGCCUGCCAAGGAUGUGCUGGCCGAGCUUGAGGCGAGUGACGAGCCCGUCUCGGAGGAGUCCUUGAAGCGUUGGUUGGGCCGCUCCGUACGGUAUUUGUGGGGCUUCCCCAACCAAAAGCCGGUCGUGGCUGUGGAGGUCUUUCCUCCAAUUAGUGCUAUGCUGAAGCUGUCCUUUGUGGGCGUUCAUAACUUAGCGAUCACCUGCGAGGCCAACGUGCCAGGCGCCGGCGAAGGCGGCCGCGGCUAUCCGGCGCCACCGGAGGAGAUGGAGUUGUCGCAGAUCUGCUAUGUGAAGACCCCCGAUGCUUUGAGCUUGGAUGGGAACGUGGCCUGCGACCUUUCUUUGACAGGCUUCGGUUGGGUGGCGGUCUCCUUCUGCGCGCUGACUCCGUCAGCUGAAGGUCGACCGAUGGAGCGUUCCAAAGUGACGCUCCGAAUCUACGGCCCCAAGCGCCUGAAAGUGGUGCAGAAUGAGUAUCCAAUGCCGGUGGCCGGGCUGCCGGGGGUUGUUCCCGCCCCGCCGGAAGAGGAGCUCGAAGAGGAUUCCGCCGAUGUAUUGGACGAGGAGGCUCCACGACAGGUGCUGUCGCAGCCUUGGAUGGAGGGCCUGGGUCAAUCGGUCGGCCUCAUGACGGCGGCACCGGGGGGCGGCACAGGCGCCGACAAGGAUGAAGAAGCUGCCAUUGAAGUGAGCACAGUGAUGCCGAAGCAGCCAAAGCUCAUCGACAGUGACAGUGACCUGGAGAGGGAGUUGGGGGACACCAUUCCCGAGAGGAGAGCACGCUUCUCACGGCGGCCCUUCCGACCGGACGAGGAUCCCUUCGAGCUGCCGCUCGGGAACCGGGACCUGGACGAUGGAGCACUUCCCAUGGACGACUUCGAGGAGGAGAAUGUCUCAUGGCCUUUGCCGGAGCUCGCGCUCGGUGGUGGACAGCCUUCGCUGGCACCAAGCGAAGAAGGUGAUCCCUUUGGUGACUGGGCGGAGCUGCCGCCGGCUGUGGCCGCCUCCUUUGGUGCGAGCAGCCCGGGCGGCUCGAGCGGUUCAAGCCGGUCGUCAGCGCCCACUUCACCGCAGAGGGUCAUGCAGGUGGAAGCACCUCAGCCGCGAGAAAGGGGCAAGAAACAUUUCUGGUAUGGAAUGACCAGAGAAGAGAUCAAGGAGGCCAAAGCGCAGGGUUCCCGCAGCCCGAAGCGGUCGAAGCCUGAAGGGGAAGGUCAGAAGAGCUCUUUCAUCAAGGCCCUUGAGAAGGCCAAAAGUCGCAAAGUCCGUCAGCCGAGAGGCCGCCCCAAGCCGAAAGAGUCAGAGGUCGGUGACGGCGACGGCUUCGCUCCAGAUGCGCCCCCUCCGAAGGCUUCACCGAAGGCUUCGCAGGGCAACGUCGCUCUGAAGCGUCGGAUUGUGCGCUGAAUGGGGUGGCUGAGACGAGCGCAAUGGUGUGGCUGUGGUGGGGAGAUGAUCUGAUAUCUUUUGUAGAUUGGUGGAAGGCAGGAGGAUGUACUGUAGGCAUACUGUCGUCAGGUUGAUUGAUAC
Messenger RNA from Durusdinium trenchii, 2962 nucleotides. The record is from the annotation of a GenBank genome assembly. Lineage: Eukaryota; Dinophyceae; Suessiales; Symbiodiniaceae.